AUGGCGGCGGGCGAGGAGCGGAGCCGCGAGUACCUGCGGCGGCACCGGCUGCCCGAGCUGCUGCACCGCCUCGGAGCGCUGCUGCUCUUCCACCGCCCCGAAAAGCCCCGCGAGUUCCUGAUCCAGGUGCUGGAGAGGGUAAAGGCUGGGAGACGAGCCGAGGGCGAGUACCCGUUCCUCAUGGACGAGGCCAACGUGGACGCCAUGUUCAGCCUGCUGGAUGUCCUGGGCCAGGGCUACAUCAGGGCAGCGCAGUACAGGGAAGCUCUUAAAACUUUGGGACUGAGCACUGAGGAUUUGGAGCUGGAAGACAAUGAGAUAAUCACAUUGGAUGUAUUCAAGGAAGGAAUGAAGAAAAAGAUGCUGGAGAGCUGGUCUGUGUAUUAGCUUGAGCAGUGGUCUGCUAUAUAUAUUAAAAACAGGCAUUUUCCCCAAUUUUUCUUCUGGUUUGUCAGCUGUGAAGAAUCGAUUUUAAGCAACACUCUUUUUCUCAUCUUCUCUGCCCUUCAGAAGAGCAAUCAGCUGAAAAGGACAAAUGACAAGAAUGUGCUCAUGUCUAGCAGGCACUGGAGGGAGUAUUGUUAGGAAUUGCUGUUCUUAGAUGGUUAUAACAGAUAGAUAUAAUUAGAUGGUUAAAAAAAAAAGUAGAUCUCUCUCAUGCAACUGAAAUAGUAUUUUGGAGUUUCCUCCUUCAGGUUAUAGUUUACAGUAAAGGAUUGCUACCUGUUGGCUCAUUACCAGUGAAUAAAAUUAAGUUGGUUUUUGGACUUCU
This is a messenger RNA of Sturnus vulgaris (Common starling), 772 nucleotides long. RefSeq names its product EF-hand calcium binding domain 10 (gene EFCAB10). The record is from RefSeq and is a predicted model, not a curated record. Gene Ontology annotation, molecular function: calcium ion binding. Lineage: Eukaryota; Metazoa; Chordata; Aves; Passeriformes; Sturnidae.